This is a messenger RNA of Lacerta agilis (Sand lizard), 2809 nucleotides long. RefSeq names its product gamma-glutamyltransferase 1 (gene GGT1). The record is from RefSeq and is a predicted model, not a curated record. Lineage: Eukaryota; Metazoa; Chordata; Lepidosauria; Squamata; Lacertidae. Bases 123 to 1853 code for a protein of 576 amino acids. Gene Ontology annotation, biological process: glutathione catabolic process; regulation of inflammatory response; regulation of immune system process. The transcript has 13 exons. Gene Ontology annotation, molecular function: glutathione gamma-glutamate hydrolase. Gene Ontology annotation, cellular component: plasma membrane.
AGCCUCACCUAACGGGCCGAAUUCCCUGCAGGUGAAGAUCCGAAGAGCAGGCAAACAUCCCUCCCGUGGAUUCCAAAGCCAGCCCCAGCUAGUGCCUCAGUUUCCCCAAAGAAACGGCCAAAAUGAAGAUGCUGAACUCGAAACGCCUGCAUAUCGGGGCCCUGACUGGGCUGCUCCUCCUCCUCAUUGCAGCUCUCGUUGGCCUUUUCUUUGGGCUCCGCUCUAAGCCACCCUUUCCUCCCCAAGAAGAUGGCCACAUCUACAAGAGUGCCGCUGUGGCCACGGACGCAGGGCCCUGCUCUGUCGUGGGCAGUGAUAUCCUUCAAAAGGGUGGCUCGGCCGUGGACUCUGCCAUUGCAGCUCUCCUCUGCGUGGGCCUGAUGAACCCCCACAGCACGGGCAUCGGAGGGGGGCUCGUCUUCACCAUUUAUACAGCGGACGGGAAAGUGGAAGUCAUCAACGCCAGGGAGACGGCUCCAAGAAAUGCGUUCCGGGAUAUGUUUGGCAAUGACACACAGCUGUCCAAGAAAGGAGGGUUGUCCAUUGCAAUUCCAGGGGAGAUCCGUGGAUACGAAAUAGCUCACAAACGGCACGGCAAGCUGAAGUGGGAGGAGCUGUUUCUGCCCAGCAUCGAACUGGCGCGGAAGGGUUUCCCGGUUGGGAAAGGCCUGGCAGGAGCCCUGGCGUCUAGAAAGGAAGCGAUUGAGAGCAACCCGUCCAUGUGUGCGGUCUUCUGCAGAGAUGGGCAAGUCCUCCAGGAGAAUGAGAUUCUCACCCUCCCCAAACUGGCCCGCACCUACGAGAUCUUAGCCGAGGAGGGUCCAGAUGCAUUUUAUACCGGGAGCUUAGCUCAGCAAAUUAUAGACGACAUCACAGCCGCAGGAGGGAACAUGACUCUGGACGACUUGAGAGACUACACGCCGAUUCUAGAUGAAAAUCCUUUAAAAGUCCACAUAGGAGAGCUCACCAUGUUUGCACCCAAUGCCCCCUUUAGCGGCGCUGUGCUGGCCCUGGCUCUCAACAUCUUGAAAGAAUUUAAUUUCUCCGUCAGCGACGUGGAGACUCUGGAGAAAAGGGUCUUGACUUACCACCACAUCAUCGAGGCCUUCCGCUUUGCUUACGCCAAGAGGACUUUACUGGGGGACCCUGCGUUUGUCAACAUUGCCGGGGUCAUCGAAAACAUAACCUCGGAGCACUUUUCGGAGAAGCUGUGGGCCAAAAUCACCAAUGAGACUCAUGAAGUCAGCUACUACGAGCCAGAAUAUUACUCUCCGGGCGACUCUGGGACAUCCCACCUCUCUGUGGUGUCCGCAGACGGGAGCGCUGUGGCUGCCACCAGCACCAUCAACCAAUACUUUGGCUCAGACGUCCUUUCUCCGGUGAGCGGCAUCCUGUUCAAUAACGAGAUGGAUGACUUCAGCUCCCCGCUCAUCAUCAACGGCUUUGGGGUCCACCCAUCUGUGGCGAACUUCAUCGCCCCAGGGAAGCGUCCUUUGUCUUCCAUGUGUCCAUCUAUCCUAGUGGAUAAGGAGAACAAGGUCCGGAUGGUGGUCGGUGCUUCUGGAGGGACGAAGAUCACCACAGCAACAGCAUUGACCAUUCUCCGUUCCCUCUGGUUUGGCUACAACAUUAAGGAGGCGGUGGAGGAGCCUCGCAUCCAUAACCAGCUCUUCCCUUCCCUCACCGUCCUGGAGAAUGAGGUGGAGCAGGAAAUAGAAGAUGGAUUGAAGAAGAGAGGACACGAGAUUGAGAGGACCAGCAGGGGAGCUGUGGUCCAGGCCAUCCUGUGGACAGAAGAAGGCUGGUCGGCUGCCUCAGACUCUCGGAAGGGGGGAAUCCCUGCAGGAUACUAAACUGGCUCCAAGUUUGAACGGAUCAUGGACAUAAUUGCAGAUUGAUCAGUUUCUUCUGGUCACCCACUGAAACAAGUCCACCUGCACUGUGCUGUGGUGGAUCACACAUCAGCAGAAAAUCCCAUGCCUCUGAGAUGUUUCAGAACCAGGAAGUAACCUCCAACCAUUGAUCUAUACUGCCCCAGUCACCAUGGCAUUAGAGGAAAUUCAUAUAUUGGUUAUGACGAAUGGAGAAAGCCACCACGAAAGGGCCUGCUUGCAUGAGGAUGAUGUUUUGAGAAUUGCCCUGGUAUGAAAUGGUUCACUUGAGGAAAGAUCUAUGAGAGGCAGCGAGGGAUAUCUCCUUCCUCAUUCUCACCUCCACAAUGAAACUCUUUUAUGGCCUGUCAGAUAUCGUCACCAAAUAAAUAGGAUGGAUUUGAGGGCCUUCCUGAUUAACUUAGGAGAAAAGGCGGCGAAAGGAUUGCGAUGAGAACAGUCACCUCAGCUGCAACAUCUCACAUCUUAAAAGAAACAGCAUUUAAACUGGUCUGCCCCAGUUGACUGAGCGGUCGUUGGACUGUGGUGGAUUUUGAUGCGUUCAGAAACUGAAAGGCAUUAACAGAAGUGGAGAGAAUCUUUUCAGCUGCUGGUCCAGGAAGUAAACACUCUGCCAAACAGCAGGGUUUUUUUUAAAAAUAAAUAAAUAGGGAAAUUAAAACAUUUAUAACUGCUUCUCAGGUAUUAAAAUAAUCUUAGUCCACUUCAUUUAAUGUUGUUUUGUUCUUAGUGUUGAGCGGUUACAGCUUUCGGACCAAAAUACCUUUAUAUUUGGAUUUUCCCCCAGUGGGAAUAUCUGGGGAUGUUGACAAUGCCAAAGGGUUAGAUCCUGUCCCCUUGCAAAGUCAUCUGGAGGAGGAUGACAAGCUGUCUUUGGCCAAUCUUCUAACAAUAAAAAAUGAAUAUUUUACUUGGAA